Molecule: messenger RNA, 1587 nt
Organism: Magallana angulata
Lineage: Eukaryota; Metazoa; Mollusca; Bivalvia; Ostreida; Ostreidae
Exons: 6
Coding region: 101-1120 (339 amino acids)
Source: RefSeq, a predicted model, not a curated record
AAAACAGGGAAAGUACGACGUGUGUUUUUAUUGUUGAUCACACAACAUAACAUGAUACAUUGAGACGUUAAAGUCGGUAAACUUAUGUAUUUAAUUUGUCAUGGGGACAAGCGAGAGUAAAGCUAAACCGGUUGAAGUUCCAAACGAAAAGGAAUCAACAACACCGAUACUUGAAUCUGCGGAGGCUACAUGUGAGGACUAUAAUUUCAACACCACAGGGUGUAAUAUCACGAUACAGGGAAAGUUACUGUUGGUUUUGGAUUCCAUCAACUCGACUUUAAGAAAUUACUUUUCAUGUUUUUGUGAAGUUGUCCAUGCACGACUCAAUAAUACCAAUGUGACUACCGAAAUACUGGCUGGAAGAAACAAAACCUUAUGUAGCAAUCUGGAUUACCAUUCAAAUGUAGACGAAGUCCUUCUUCAAGAAAAACUGAUGAAUCUUACAGACUAUGAAGAACUGGACAAAUACGCAGGCAUGGCGGUAAUACUAACGGAUCGCGGAUUCACCUCCAAAAACAUUUCAGCAUUGUCUGACGGGAAAGAACCGUUUGUGUACUUUGUUAAUGUUGGCGAAAAUGAAAGUCAGAAUGGUUCCUGCUAUCGUCAGUAUAGAUAUGUAGAUGAUAUGACAGAGAUUAAUGAAAUUGGACUAGAACUGGAAUCAAUAGCGUGUUAUCCCAGCAGUGUUUACAUGAACAAUAGCUGUAUGCAAGAAAAACCAAGUUCUUCCACUCCAUCUUUGGCAGUUGUUCAAGUAGCUAGUUUGCCAUUGAUUAUUUCAAUUACUGUGGUGAUUGCUUUGAUCAUGGUUGUUUUCAUCAUCUUGUUCUUCAUCAAAAAACGAAAAAUACAAGAAACGUGCAACAAGAACACACCUUUAGAUGAUUCUGCUAAAGACAGCCGGUUUGAGGCUCUGGAUGGUCCCGGGAAAGGUGCCAUGCCUACAAAUGAUAUAUACAAUGAACUUAGAGAAAACGAAAAAAGGACAUAUGACGAUGAAAAUCAGCAGAACUAUCAUCAUUUGGAUUUAAAUUUUGUAAAAGGAGAUUCUGACCCUUCAAUGUAUGAUCACGUGACUGAGAAAGCUGAUCAUAACGAGGUGUUUAUAUCAUCUGGCUGAAACUUCGUUUCUUAUUAUGUAUUAUCCACACUUCCUACACAGUAGCAACAAUAAAAAACAAAUAAUCUCUAGUGUAUUUCCACUCAUUUCACAAAAAUUCAUGCCAAACAAAUAUUGAUCAAACUAAAGUACCUGACAGUGCAUAUGAAAUGCUAAUCCCAAAGUCCUCCUACUACUAUUUGUAAUUCAUGUCUGAUUUUAUAAAAUAUUUUCUCAAUUAAAUAAAAAAUUGACCUAACUUAGAUCUGAAAUCAUAAUUUUUUAUACUUUAGAAUUGAUCUUUACUCUGUAUUUUUUAAGAAUAAAAAAAAUAUUGUGAAAAUCAGUUUAAAUACUUUUGGGAACAAUAACAAUAAUUGUUGAUACUAUUUAAUCUGCAAAUGAUGUGUAAUAUUUUGUAGUAACACUGUUUAAUUUUGUUUUUUCCAAUGAAUUGGUUUUUAAAGUAUAUUUUAAAUUUCAGUUAU